Tinamus guttatus (white-throated tinamou) is the source of this 2802-nucleotide messenger RNA. The record is from RefSeq and is a predicted model, not a curated record. NCBI's taxonomy places the organism in Eukaryota, Metazoa, Chordata, Aves, Tinamiformes, Tinamidae.
UCAUGUCGGUGUUGUUUAUGCCAGAACAUGGUAGGCAAGGCAAAUUAAUUCCAGCCUUUUGUAAACCUGUAAUUAGCCAACAAGAUGCAACUGAAUACGAAUCCUACAUGUCUUUGAAAAUGAAAAAGAAAUCUUGAGCUCUCUGACAGGAAGCUGAACGUGAUGACGGCCUGGUCUAUGGUGGGGAAGUUGAAAAUGGAGAAGAGGCACACCAGAAAAGAUAGAAAUGUGGAACAAGAUGUUGGGGAAUGCAGUGCUGAAUCUGAGGAAUGGACGAGCUCAGAAAGUGAACCUGAGCAACCAUACUUCAGAAGCAGCUGUAGCAAUAUACAGUGGAGAGAGAAGGAGGUUUCCACUAAACCGCAUCGACCACUCUGUCGCUCCCCUUGUUUGGAUUGCCCAAGUUUUUCGCAGAGCAGUAUCACACAAGACUUGAAGCUGGAAGAAUGUAAAACAAGUUUGGACAAGGAAUACCAAGCUAAAAUGGAUUUUGCUUUAAAGCUUGGAUAUGCAGGAGAUCAAAUCCAGGCUGUACUGAAUAAACUGGGAGCAGAUGCCCUCAUCAAUGAUGUUCUGGCAGAACUUGUGAGACUUGGCAACAAAAGUGAAUCAGAGGGACAAGGCAGUGCCAGCACUACCACUACUACUCUGGUGUCGAGAGGCCCAUGUCCGAAGGAGAUAACGAGCCCUGAACUGUCACUUGAGGAUGAAGUUGUGGAUAAUAGUGAUAACCUGAGGCCAAUUGUCAUUGAUGGAAGCAACGUGGCUAUGAGUCAUGGGAAUAAAGAAGGAUUUUCCUGCCGGGGGAUUCAACUAGCUGUUGAUUGGUUUCUGGAAAAAGGACAUAAGGAUAUAACUGUGUUUGUCCCUGCAUGGAGAAAAGAGCAGUCUCGACCUGAUGCACCAAUUACAGAUCAAGAAAUCUUACGUAAAUUGGAGAAAGAAAAAAUUCUUGUUUUUACCCCAUCUCGAAGAGUUCAGGGAAGAAGAGUUGUUUGCUAUGAUGAUCGAUUUAUAGUAAAACUUGCUUUUGACUCGGAUGGCAUCAUUGUAUCAAAUGACAACUAUCGGGAUCUUCAAAAUGAAAAACCGGAAUGGAAGAAGUUCAUAGAGGAACGGCUGCUUAUGUAUUCUUUUGUGAAUGACAAAUUUAUGCCUCCUGAUGAUCCUCUAGGACGCCAUGGUCCAAGUCUUGAAAAUUUCUUAAGGAAAAGGCCGGUUAUUCCUGAACACAAAAAACAACCAUGUCCUUAUGGUAAAAAGUGCACCUAUGGGCACAAAUGUAAAUAUUACCACCCAGAACGGGCAAACCAGCCUCAAAGGUCAGUAGCGGAUGAGCUUCGAAUAAGUGCCAAAUUAUCUGCUGUGAAAACUAUGAGUGAGGGAGCCUUGGCCAAAUGUGGCACAGGGCCAUCCAGCUCCAAAGGAGAGAUCAAUUCUGAAGUGAAACGCGUUACCCCAAAACGUCAGUCAGAUCCAAGCAUUAGAUCGGUAGCUGUGGAACCUGAGGAAAAGUUAUCAGUAGCACGGAAGUCGGAGGCCAGCUCUGUCCCAUCUCUGGUUUCUGCAUUAAGUGUACCAACACUCCCUCCACCAAAAAGCCAUGCAGCUGGUGCAUUAAAUACUCGUUCUGCAAGCAGCCCAGUGCCAGGUUCCUCACAGUUCACACAUCAGAAAUCCUCACUGGAACACAUGUCCAGUGUGCAAUAUCCUCCUAUACUAGUCACCAAUAGCCAUGGUGCCUCAAUUAACUAUACUGACCAGUAUCCCAAAUACGAAUCAUUAGGGGACCAUGGCUAUUAUUCCUUACUCAGUGAUUUUUCCAACUUGAGCAUAAGUAGUAUGCGUAACACAGAUUUUUAUGGGGCUGAUACAGACCAGGGGAUGUAUUCUAGAAACUCAAGCCCCUGUCCUGAAAAUCGCUUAAGCCAUACAAGUAAUGAUUCUUAUUCCUCUUACAAUGACUUGUAUCUGGGUGUAGCAGAUGCCAGUCCAGAAGAAAAUGUGAAGAUCCACAGACUUUCAUCACAAAAUCGUCUUCAGCCUUUUUCCCAUGGUUACCAUGAAGCCUUAAACAGAGUUCAGAGUUACGGACCUGAAGAACCUAAGCAAUCCCUCCGCAAGCAGUCAGUUUCCCACUUAGGCCUACAUGCCCAGCAUCCAGUUGUUGGAGCACGGUCCAGUUGUCCAGGAGACUACCCUGUGCCUCAAAAUAUUCAUCCAACUGCACAACCAAGCCGUGCCUUGGUCAUGACAAGAAUGGACAGUAUUUCUGACUCAAGGCUUUAUGAAAGUAACCCUACAAGGCAGAGAAGACCACCUCUCUGUCGAGAACAGCAUGCUAGUUGGGAUCCAUUACCGUGUGCAUCAGACUCUUAUGCUUAUCAUUCUUAUCCAUUAAGUAACAACCUCAUGCAGCCGUGUUAUGAGCCUGUAAUGGUGAGAAGCAUGCCUGAGAAGAUGGAGCAACUCUGGCGGAGUCCUUGGAUUGGGGUAUGUGGUGAGCCACGGGAGCCACAUAUUAUCCCAGAACAUCAGUAUCAAACAUACAAAAACCUCUGCAAUAUUUUCCCUCCAAGCAUUGUCCUUUCUGUGAUGGAAAAGAAUCCCCACAUGACAGAUGCACAACAACUGGCAGCUAUGAUUGUUGCCAAAUUAAGAACAGGGCGUUAAAUCAUUACAGCCUCUUUUAGAUUGAUGAAACUAAACAGAAGACAGGAGCUGGGGGAAAACUUACAUGAUGGAAGUGGACAAGUCUAUUGUAAAUAUUUUUAAUAUUCUUGUAUAAAAUUCUGUACACAG